Helianthus annuus (common sunflower) is the source of this 651-nucleotide messenger RNA. RefSeq lists its product as uncharacterized. Lineage: Eukaryota; Viridiplantae; Streptophyta; Magnoliopsida; Asterales; Asteraceae. The record is from RefSeq and is a predicted model, not a curated record. The coding region runs from base 1 to 651 and encodes 216 amino acids. The transcript is spliced from 2 exons.
AUGGAUCCGUUCAACAACCCGAAGAACCCGAACACUUCGAACAACCCGAAUACUCCCAACAAUCCGACCCAACCUAAUGUUUUUUCGGUUCCGGGAUAUUAUCCAACGCUAGAACCGAACCAAUUCUCGCAAUAUUCAUCGAACGCGUUUGCUUCAUUCCAACACUCGCCAAACCAAUUCGCUCAAAUCUCCCAAAAUCAAGCCCUUCAACAAAUGAUGAUGCGGGGUGCUUGGAACUUCCCACCCGUGCAACCUCAACCGAUCCCCACACCACCCGUUCAACCUCAACCGAUCCCGACCCAAUCCGAACCCGAAGACGAUGUGGAGAUUGUUCCCGAAACCCAACCGCCUAAAGGGAAAGGAAAACGAAACAAAGGCAAACAAGUGGUGGGUGAUCAAACGUCGAAACCGAAGGCGACUAAGUGGACCCCAAUCGAAGAAGAAGCCUUAGCCAAGGCUUUCAUUGGCACUUCCGACAACCCGGUAAAAGGUAAUAACCAAUCGGGUGAGGGGUUUUGGUCCAAGGUAUUGGCCAAGUUUCUCGCCUUGAUGGACCAAGGCCCGUAUCGAGAUCUCGACUCGGUUUCCUCGAAGUGGCGAAAAUUGAACUCGGCCAUUAAUCGGUUUUGCGAGGAAUAUAACAAAUUAUAA